Molecule: messenger RNA, 1817 nt
Organism: Paramisgurnus dabryanus
Lineage: Eukaryota; Metazoa; Chordata; Actinopteri; Cypriniformes; Cobitidae
Gene: hoxd4a
Product: homeobox D4a
Biological process (GO): anterior/posterior pattern specification; embryonic skeletal system morphogenesis; positive regulation of transcription by RNA polymerase II
Cellular component (GO): nucleus; nucleoplasm
Molecular function (GO): DNA-binding transcription factor activity, RNA polymerase II-specific; RNA polymerase II cis-regulatory region sequence-specific DNA binding
Source: RefSeq, a predicted model, not a curated record
UUUUUGUAUUUAUUUUUUAUUUUUUUACCACUAAAUAUUUUUUCAUCUACACGUUUUUUUUAAACAUGAUUGUGAUUUGGAAAACUGAAUCGUACAUUAUUAAAAGAAAUAUUACAUGACAAUCGUAUUUGACAUCUAAAACACAUUAAUUUAGCUAAUGAACAGUCAAUCUAAUACAUAUUAAUGCAGGUUCUACCUGUUGUAACCGAAAUUAGUCUCAGAUUUUUUUUGCAUAUUUCUAAAAAAUUAAUUUGACAUUUGGACUGGUUUCAAAUCCUGCAAGUUGUACCUAUAUAAUUGACAGGAGGCAAAAAUGAACUGUGGUAUUACUUUGUUUGAACAGUACAGAUUACAAAUCUAUGUCCUAUACUGCUGUUUGGUGGUACCUUAAGAGCUGCCAAGCGGUUAUUCUCUUUUAUGUAGUGUUUGAUUAUUGAUUGGCACGGCGCGUUAAAGGCGAACCGGGGCGCCCUAUACAGCAAACUGAAAGGAUGAGACGCGCUGGAACGAUGAGACUCUAGUAACUUUUGAGUGACCUCUGCAUCACAAAGACGGUCUCCAUCAAUUGUCCACAGGCUUUAUUUGCCUUUUUGUGCCCUGGGCGUUUAUAUCUUUUGUCUUGUUCUGUUUUGUUUUGACCUGUCAAAAUCCUCAGGACUGAGUUCGAUUUACCUUCGAAUGUUGUUAUAUCUUAUGGACCACCCCGCAUGUUUAUACCUGUGAUGUUCAUACUUUUUUUACGUAGAAUAUCAUUAAAUGUGCAGUGCCCACGGAUCGCUCACCGAGACUGCCCACAUACUACUGAGUCAAAAAGAACAGGACGUUUUAUUUACACGCGAAGAAGCAAUUCACGGCUGCACAUUGGUCACUUAAUCAAAUAAAUUUAAUAUUGCAGCGAUCCUAAUUGAGAGAUAAUUGUUAAGUUUGUGAAAUUCGCUACUAGGUGUGCACAGCUUCUUCUCUGUUGAUGGAGUCUCUCCAACUCGAUUGGCCAAGCUGGUCACAUGGGUGCCUAACUUUAUUCAGUUGACAGCAAGUAGGAGGGCUUUAUGGAGGGAGGAAAAAAAGACAACUCGAGAAAAAUUAGUAUUUUCCACCUUCAGAAAUUAAUGGCCAUGAGUUCGUACAUGGUGAACUCCAAGUAUGUGGAUCCUAAAUUUCCUCCUUGUGAGGAAUAUUCUCAGAACAGCUAUAUACCUGAUCAGAGUCCAGGCUACUACAGUCCAUCGCAGGACACAGCAGAUUUCCAGCAUCCCGGGAUCUAUCCACGGUCAAACUACUCUGAACAGCCUUACAGCUGUAACACUGUCCAGAGCGCACCGGUGCAGUCGCGGGGUCAUGUGCAGGAUCAAGCCAGCCACCCAAGCCCUUUUCCCGCACAGACAGAGCACUGCCCUGCUGUCCAAAUAUCCGGACCUCGGACUUGUGGACAACAGCAAAACACAAAGAGCCAGAUGCAAGCCAAGCAGCCUGCUGUAGUUUACCCAUGGAUGAAGAAAGUCCACGUUACUACGGUGAACCCGGAUUACACAGGACCGGAACCCAAACGCUCUCGAACAGCCUACACAAGACAGCAGGUCCUAGAACUAGAAAAGGAAUUUCAUUUUAACAGGUAUCUAACAAGACGGCGUCGCAUUGAGAUCGCGCAUACCCUCUGUCUCUCGGAGCGACAGAUUAAAAUCUGGUUUCAAAACAGAAGAAUGAAAUGGAAAAAAGACCAUAAACUACCCAAUACGAAAGGAAGAUCGGCUUCAUCUGGAAAUCAGCAUGUACAGCACGCUCAGAAGGUCAACCAGACAGAGAUCACAACUUUAUAA